Jaculus jaculus (lesser Egyptian jerboa) is the source of this 1581-nucleotide messenger RNA. RefSeq names its product SVOP like (gene Svopl). The record is from RefSeq and is a predicted model, not a curated record. The transcript is spliced from 16 exons. Gene Ontology annotation, molecular function: transmembrane transporter activity. Lineage: Eukaryota; Metazoa; Chordata; Mammalia; Rodentia; Dipodidae. Gene Ontology annotation, biological process: transmembrane transport. Gene Ontology annotation, cellular component: membrane. Bases 48 to 1529 code for a protein of 493 amino acids.
CCAGAAGUGCAGAGAGGCAAGCUGUGUGGGGAAUUGGAAUCAUCUAGAUGGAAGGCAAGCAGAAGGAGCCAGUGGCGAUCAUCAGCCUUCGGAAGCUGAGCCUGAGACCUCCAGAGCCACAGCAGAGAGAGAUGAAGCCAUUCACCGUGGAGGACGCUGUGGAAACCGUCGGGUUCGGACGCUUCCACAUCUUGCUGUUCCUGAUCAUGGGCAGCACUGGGGUUGUGGAAGCCAUGGAGAUCAUGCUGAUCGCGGUUGUGUCCCCUGUCAUCCGCUGUGAAUGGCAGCUGGAGAACUGGCAGGUGGCGUUUGUGACCACGAUGGUGUUUUUUGGCUACAUGAUGUCCAGUAUCCUCUUUGGCCUCCUGGCUGACAGAUAUGGUCGCUGGAAGAUUUUGCUAAUCUCGUUCCUGUGGGGAGCCUACUUCUCCUUGCUGACCUCUUUCUCUCCCUCGUACAUCUGGUUUGUCUUUCUGCGGACCAUGGUGGGUUGUGGAGUGUCUGGCCAUGCACAAGGAUUAAUCAUAAUGACUGAAUUUUUGCCAACAAAAUUUCGAGGCUACAUGCUACCCUUGUCUCAGGUUUUCUGGCUUGCUGGCUCCCUGCUCAUCAUCAGCCUGGCGUCUGUGGUCAUCCCCACCAUCGGGUGGCGUUGGCUCAUCCGCAUUGCCUCCAUCCCUGGCAUUGUCCUCGUCAUGGCCUUCAAGUUUAUUCCUGAAUCAGCUCGGUUCAACGUCUCCACUGGGAACACUGAGGCCGCCCUGUCCACCCUGGAGCGCAUCGCUAAGGUGAACCGUUCUGUCAUGCCACAGGGGCAGCUGGUGGAGCCCAUCCUGGAGAAAAGAGGAAGAUUUGCUGACCUAUUAAGUGGUACAUACCUACGCACCACAUUGCAGAUCUGGGUCAUAUGGCUGGGGAUCUCCUUUGCCUACUACGGGGUCAUCCUGGCCAGCGCCGAGUUGCUGGAGAGGGACCUGGUCUGUGGUUCAAAGUCAAAGUCAGAAUCCGAAGUGGUAGCGACUGUUGGGGACUCAGAGAGUCACAGCCCCUGCCACUGCCACCUGUUCGCCCCCUCCGACUACCGGACCAUGAUCAUCAGCACCGCUGGGGAAAUUGCCCUGAACCCUUUAAACAUCCUCGGCAUCAACUUCCUGGGAAGACGGCUGAGCCUGUCCAUCACCAUGGGAUGUACGGCUUUGUUCUUCCUUCUGCUCAACAUCUGCACCUCCAGUGCCGGCCUCAUCGGCUUCCUCUUCAUGCUGAGGGCCCUGGUGGCAGCAAACUUCAACACCAUCUACAUCUACACUGCUGAGGUCUACCCCACCACGAUGCGCGCUCUGGGCAUGGGAACCAGCGGCUCCCUGUGCCGCAUCGGGGCGAUGGUGGCUCCCUUCAUAUCCCAGGUGCUCAUGAGCGCCUCCGUCCUGGGAGCCCUGUGUCUCUUCUCAUCCGUGUGUGUGGUGUGUGCCAUCUCCGCGUUGACCCUCCCCGUCGAGACCAAAGGACGGGCCCUGCAGCAAAUAAAAUGAAGACCCACAACACUAUGGCUACCUAGAGGAGGACAUGCAUCUUAUCUUCCAG